Fusarium poae is the source of this 1428-nucleotide messenger RNA. RefSeq lists its product as uncharacterized. The coding region runs from base 1 to 1428 and encodes 475 amino acids. NCBI's taxonomy places the organism in Eukaryota, Fungi, Ascomycota, Sordariomycetes, Hypocreales, Nectriaceae. The transcript is spliced from 2 exons. Gene Ontology annotation, molecular function: RNA-DNA hybrid ribonuclease activity; nucleic acid binding. The record is from RefSeq and is a predicted model, not a curated record. Gene Ontology annotation, biological process: DNA replication, removal of RNA primer.
AUGAAGCGAAACGCACCUAGCGGCGGGUUUGGAGGAGGUUCGGCAAGGAAGAAGGGCAAGAAGAGUUUAUAUGUGGUCAAAGUUGGGAAAACGCCCGGUAUCUACUAUUCCUGGGACGAAUGUAAGGAACAAGUAGACCGAUUCCCAGGCGCAGUUUAUAAAGGAUUCGUAACGGCAGAAGAAGCUCGAGAAUAUAUGGAUGGCUCAGGGGAUACAUCGACCAGAGACCCUGCUGCUGGAAUCCCCCCAGCCAGCGUCGCUAAGGCCAACAACUCUAUGAAAUAUUAUGCUGUCGCAAUUGGUAUUCAGCCGGGCAUCUAUAAUACAUGGGAGGAGACCAGUCAACGCAUCCAAGGCGUAAGUGGAGCAAAACAUAAGAAGUUUAACACGCUGGGAGAGGCGAAGGACUACAUCAGACAAUAUGGAGCACCGGAGACAUGCCAGAGACUUGGUAUAGCACCCGGUCCAGGACAAGCACGGCAGUCACGACAAGAACCAAGGCAAAUACCAGCAGAACAAAUACGAGAAGCAAAGCCAGCGGCAUAUGACCUACAGCAAAAACAGUAUGCAAGCGCAGCAGAAGCAAGGCCUGCAGCACGCCAAUAUCAGCAAACGCAAUAUGCAAGCGCAGCAGAAGCAAGGCCUGCAGCACACCAAUCUCAGCAAACGCAAUAUGCAAGCGCAGCAAGGCCUGCAGCACACCAAUCUCAGCAAACGCAAUAUGCAAGCGCAGCAGAGCAAGUCCAAGCAGAACGUGAAGCGCGGAAAGCACAACAUGAACGGAAAUUAGAGGACGAACGGAAACUACAGCAGGCACAGCAAGAAGAGCGGGAACGUCAAGAAGAGCGUAAACGUCAAGCAGAGCGUCAACGUCAAGCAGAGCGUCAACGUCAAGCAGAGCGUCAACGUCAAGCAGAGCGUCAACGUCAAGCAUAUGCGCACGCAGGAACUGGAGUAGACGGAGAUACGAUCAGGAUCUAUACCGAUGGCAGCAGUCUUGGAAACGGAUCCGCUGACAGCCGGGCUGGUCUUGGUGUCUUCUUUGGCCACGACGAUGAGCGUAACCUCGCUGAGAGACUCCCUGGCCUGCCCCAGACAAACCAGCGAGCUGAACUAAUGGCUAUUCUCAGAGCAAUGGAGAUUGCGCCUCUGACUCAGGGAAUAGAAAUUUGGACUGACAGUCAGUACUCUAUCAAUUGUUCACAGGUGUGGUCUAUCAACUGGGAGAGGAAUAAUUGGAUGUCCUCUAAAAAGAAGCCUGUCGCGAACAAGGACAUCAUACGCGAGAUACGAGCCAAGAUGAAAGAGAGAGAAGCUGCCGGAGCAGUCACAAAGUUCCAAUGGGUUAAAGGGCAUGCAUCAGAUCCAGGCAACCACGAAGCCGAUCGCCUGGCCAACAUGGGAUCCCGAAUGCCAGAAGUCGCCUAA